AUGAAAAUUCCAGACAAAGUAUUUGACAAAGUUAAUUCCGACUACACUGGACCUUUUCCAAGCGGACAGAAUAUAUUUGUCCUAAUUGAUAAAAAAUCACGUUUCCCAGAAAUCAAAUUUACUAACUCUACCUCAGCAAAAACCUUUAUUUCUAUCAUGCACAGAAUCACAAGCACUUAUGAAAUACCGAAAGAGUUAAAAUCCGACAAUGGAUUUCAAUCGCACGAAUUAAAACAUUACAUGCAACAGACCGGAAGACAAUAUAGGCGAAUCACACCAUUACAUCCACAGGCUAAUGGAUAUGCAGAAAAAGAUUGGAAAAUAGAAGUGUACAAAUUCUUAUUUAACUAUCUUAACACGCCACAUACAACAAAUAGAAUUGCGCCAGCAGAAGCGAAAGAGGAAGCGAAAGAAUAUUAUGAUAAGAAGAACAAUGCAAUGGAAAAUAACAUCGACGGAUCAGAUUUAGUCAUCGUACAUCAACCAAAAAGAAACAAAACAACAUCAAAGUUUCGAGCAGAACCACGAAUAGUAAUCACCGCGAAAUCACAAAACAACGAUAAAUGA
Hydractinia symbiolongicarpus is the source of this 567-nucleotide messenger RNA. RefSeq lists its product as uncharacterized. The transcript has 3 exons. Gene Ontology annotation, biological process: DNA integration. The record is from RefSeq and is a predicted model, not a curated record. Lineage: Eukaryota; Metazoa; Cnidaria; Hydrozoa; Anthoathecata; Hydractiniidae. Gene Ontology annotation, molecular function: nucleic acid binding. Bases 1 to 567 code for a protein of 188 amino acids.